AUGGCUUCUACUACUACUUCUUCUCCUUCGGCCGCAUUGUCCGAUGAGAUCAAGCUAAAGUUUGUCCCGGUUAUUGAUGAGAUAUUGAGGGCGUCGGAUUUGGCGACAGUGUCGGUCAAGCAGGUCCGGAAUGCGCUGCAGGCAAGGCUGGGAUACGAUAUAACCCCGCAGAAGAAAGCCAUUGACAUCACAAUCGCCAAACGCUUCGACGCCGUCCUCCUCGCCGAGCAAGGAGCUCCCAGCCCCGCUCCCGCUCCCAGCCCCGCCCCCACCUCCUCAUCCGACGCUGCUCCCACACCCACCUCCUCCUCCGACGCGAUCGCGCACAGCGUCAAAGCCGAAGACGACGCCCCCGUCCGCCCGCCCAAGCCCAAGAAGCUCAAAACCUCCGUCGACGAGGACGCCCGGCUCGCCGCGGAGCUCCACGCGCAAUGGAACAGCGGGCGCCCCAGCCGCGCGACCAAGAAGGGCGCGGCGGGCGGCACGGCGGCCGCAAAGAAGAGGGGCAAGAAGAGUGAGGAGCUGGUACACUCGGACGGGGAGGAGGGGGGCGGCGAUGCCGCGGGAAAGACAAAGAAGAGGAAGAGAAAGGUCAACCCAAACAGCCCGUUCAAUAUGCCCAUGGUGCUGUCGGAGCCUCUGGCGGGCUUUUUGGGGGAGUCGCAGUUGUCGCGCCCCGAGACGGUUAAGAGGAUAUGGCAGUACGUGAGAGAGCGCGGAUUACAAGACCCCGACGACCGCCGCUACAUCCUCUGCGACGACUCGAUGAAGCCCAUAUUCGGCGACAAGAUCCACAUGUUCACGAUGAACAAAGUUCUAUCGCAAUACAUGUCCAAGCCCGGCGAAAAGUUCUAA
Molecule: messenger RNA, 855 nt
Organism: Morchella importuna
Lineage: Eukaryota; Fungi; Ascomycota; Pezizomycetes; Pezizales; Morchellaceae
Exons: 6
Coding region: 1-855 (284 amino acids)
Biological process (GO): transcription initiation at RNA polymerase I promoter; nucleolar large rRNA transcription by RNA polymerase I
Cellular component (GO): nucleus; RNA polymerase I upstream activating factor complex
Molecular function (GO): RNA polymerase I cis-regulatory region sequence-specific DNA binding
Source: RefSeq, a predicted model, not a curated record